AGUGCGGCCGCAGCUCGGAUGUUUUGGUGCGUUAAACUGCGCCAGCGCCGCCCUUGUGUCGGUGCCAUCCGCUCCGCUCAGCCAUUGAUAAUAUUCUGUCUCGGACUCAUCACAUAACGAUCUCAGCGGACACACACACACUCACACACACAUCGGCUAUCGAAGUGCCACACGGGGGUAUAAUCUGCUAAACUCCGCCCCGGCAGCUCCUCCAGCUGAUGGCCUGCCUGCCUGCGUGUUGCAUGUUUGGGAUUGUUGUGAUGGGAGGCCGCAGCCAUCUUGGAGCAGAGGACGGACGUUAACGGAGGAACUACUCGGCUAACGUUAGCCGCUCGGCCAGAUUAACCGCUCCGUGUUGCCGUGCGGCGAGACUAUGCUUUCUUUACGCAGUUUCUCUUCGUUAGCUGUCGGUUUAAUGGCGUGAAAAUGGGCACGAAUUGUGUUAAAGGUUUAGUGAUAUAAUCCAGUAGAGGGCGGCGGCGACGGCGGUGCAGUUCCUCGGUAUAUUUGUUAAAUUUCUUGGAUAGAGGAGUUACUAUGAAUGGAGGAUAAAUGUUGCCGAAGGCUGACAGCAGCAGUUUCGUCCUCUUCUCUCUUCUCUUCGUCCUCACGUUAACGGACCCACCACGGACAGGUCCGCGGCUAGCUCUGGCAAGAUUAUUGUCAGAGCAGCGCUGCAGCCCUGGGCAGUUUGCCUGCCGCAGUGGGAAGAUGCAGUGUAUCCCAAUGUCCUGGCAGUGUGACGGCUGGACAGCGUGUGAGGACAAGAGCGACGAGAUGGACUGUCCCCCUAUAAAGGAGGAGAGGUUUCGUUUCGGGAACGGAUAUGACCAGGUGGAAGACGUCAUCGGCGUGGCUCAGCCUGUGCGCUUCAACAAGAAAUGCCCCAGCGGGUGGCACCACUACGAGAAGACGGCGAGCUGCUACAAAGUCUACCUGAGGAACGAGAACUACUGGCAGGCCGUGGAUACGUGUCAGAAAGUCAACGGCUCGCUGGCGACGUUUGUGACCAACGAGGAGCUGCAGUUCAUUCUGAAGAUCGAGGUGGACUUUGACGACAAAGUGUGCGAGCGCAGAGACCAGUGCAAGUUUUGGGUGGGCUACCAGUAUGUGAUCACCAAUCAGAACCACUCCUUGGAGGGCCGCUGGGAAGUCGCAUAUAAAGGCUCCAUGCAGGUUUUUUUACCACCUGAGGGUCUGAAAGAUUUCGGGGAGGCGUCUCCCACCCAGGACAACGUCUUCUGUGCUCAGCUGCAGCGCUUUCAGAUCAAAAGCAUGAAUGAGCGAGGCCUGCACAGCUGGCACGCCGAGAACUGCUACAAGAAGUUCCCUUUCCUUUGCAAGAGGAGGCAAACAUGUGUCGACAUAAAAGACAAUGUUGUAAACGAGGGCUACUACUUCACACCGAAGGGAGACGACCCGUGUUUGAGCUGCACGUGUCACGACGGCGAGCCUGAGAUGUGCGUCGCCGCGCUGUGCGAGCGGCCACAGGGCUGCCAGCAUUUCCGCAAAGAUCCCAAAGAGUGCUGCAAGUUCACCUGCCUGGAUCCAGACGGAAACAGUUUGUUUGACUCGAUGGCCAGCGGGAUGCGACUGAUCGUCAGCUGCAUCUCGUCCUUCCUCAUCCUCUCUCUGCUGCUCUUCAUGGUGCACAGACUCCGGCAGAGAAGACGUGAACGCAUCGAGACGCUGAUCGGAGGAAACUUGCACCACUUCAACCUUGGAAGACGAGUCCCGGGCUUUGACUACGGUCCAGACGCCUUUGGCACCGGCCUCACUCCUCUGCAUCUGUCUGAUGAUGGAGAAGGAGGUGCAUUUCAUUUCCAAGAGCCUCCUCCGCCGUACGCAGCCUACAAAUACCCCGACAUCCAGCACCCCGAUGACCCCCCGCCUCCGUACGAAGCCUCCAUCAACCCAGACAGCCUCCUCUACGUGGACCUCGGACACGGCGGGGUUUCCAUGGUGCCGAGCCAGAUGAACGCCAUGGGAGAUGGGCUCCAGGCAGAUAUUCCCAACGCUUCAGGUCCGGUGCCAGACUCUGCGCCGUCCUCUCAGGAGAGGGAGGACUCCAUAGAUAGCAGCACGCUCCUGGUGGGGCCCGACACGCCGACAGAUGGCCACGCCACCGCCAUGCCCGCGGACUGCACCUCCUCCCUCAGCACCGUGGUAUAGGACCGUGGGCCGACGGUACCCGGAUAUCACCCGCUGGUAGAGGAAGGUCAUGAGUUUGUUCUGCUCCAGGAGAGGACGCAGCAGACUGCUGGCGAAAACGCUGACUGCAGAGAGGACACCGACUUUGUACAGACAUAUCAGGAGGUGGAGCAGCCUGGUUUGUUUUGUUUUUUUUGAUGCUCUUUUCUCUUUGAAGACUCUUCUGCAGCUUUUUCUUCUACGGUUGUUUUUUUUAAGACACUGAGGGAGCAGAGAGGAUUGUUUCUGUACAAAGAGACAAACGUUACAUUCAGAGCUGCACUUGGACUUUUAGCAUUAACUGAUCAAAGCUUUUUGAAACAUCUCAAAAUUGGCCCGAACGGUCGAGAAGCCCUGGUGUAAAUACCCCCUCAGGUCUGUGCCCGUCUAAUACUUGUGUGUCGGCAAAUAACGACAGACGGACAGCGAAGCCAGCUUUUGUUCCUCGUGCGAUUUUUUUUUUUUUUUGUUUGCUUCAUACUUUAAAACGGACGUGUGCGUAUCAAUCUGUCCGUCUCCAAUCUACAAUAACAUCCACAUUUCUAUCUGCUCAUAAAGCCCUUCUAUCCCCACUCACUUUUAUUAGUCCGAUACGAGAAGCUGUCUUCCAGAUUUAUAGCACAUAUUUCCAGCGAGAGAUGUUUUGUAGUUCAGAGAUCAGUCCUUGCAAGAGGGUACGGUUAGUUUCCUGCUACGGGGUUUUUAUCAGGUAAUGCUGACAACGAGGCGUUACCCAUCAAAGAAUGUUGUGAUACUGAUAAGUAUGAGUUUGUGUUCUUUUUUUUGGUAAUUUAUGACUGCAGGUUGUAAUCUUGAUUGUUAAACUGUGGGAUAGAUGUAGGCGGGUUUCUCUACCGAUCGUUGAAGACUUUUCAAGUGUAUAUGUGAAGAUUAGGGGCGAUGUCCCGUCAUUAAAUUUGAAAAACUCGAUUUAUUUAAAGUAACUGUUCCAGCUCUUUGCAGGAUAGUCUUGUAUUUGCUAACUGAACUGUUUCGUCCUUCAAUUUAAGAUUUUUUUGUUUUGUUUGGAGGAAAAAAGGUCACAUUCGGAUGCUGCCCCUCCAUCCCCUGAAGUGUUUGUGUCUUUCUUAAUGCAGGUUGUUUUCAGCUACUGAGGGAGAUAAUGUCACCGACUGUAGCUGCGAGUCUUUUCCUUGUUUUGGUGUUGAUGGGUCUGUUGCCGUUCUUGUUUCUCAGCGGGAUUGAAAGACAAAAUAAAAGAAACUGUCUCUUUGGAACGAGUUAGAACCCGGUUAUGACGACAAUCGUUGGAGAAAGAAGCCCGAAGACGUGAGACAGUCGGGCCUGAGUCGACCCACCGCCACCAGCAUCCAAAACCGCUUACGAUCUGCCUCGAAAAACAGCUGUAAACGUGUCCGACCGCACACAUCUGUGUAUCUCAUGUUUGAAUGUACCGUAUGUAUAAUUUUUGUGCUUAUCUUUAAGCUUAUUUCCCCCUUUUUUAUUUUGAUUUCUUCUUUUUUUCUCGCAUUGACAAUCCACAGUGGAUUAUCUAACAAACAGAAUCAUGUUCUCAUAAAUUGUGGAUAAAAGUAAAGUGUGCAUGUGUGUUUAGGAAACGGUGUACAGGUUUGGAUUUCUUUUUUUCAUCAAGUUUGGUUUUUAUUUUUCAACCUGCUUUUUGGACCUUUGGUGCAUGUUUUUUUUUUUCUUUAAUCUUUUGGCAUGCUGAGAGAUUUUUCUUUUGAUGGAAACCUUUUUGCUCAACAGCGUGUCCUGUACAGUAGCUUCAACGACUCCUGCAUAUAGUUUAACAUCCAUUUGAAACCCAAACGGCUGCAUUUACGCUGUAGUUUCUGUGUAUGGUGGCGUGAGAACUAAUUCUUUUUUGGGGGCGGUUUUGAAAUGUUUUGUGUGUAAUACAACAAAUUCUACAUUUCAUUGUCUUUUAUUUCAUAUCCUUUCAAUUUAAGAAAGAAAAAAAAACUGCUUCAUUUGCAGGCGAGCUUGUUUUCUGAGGUAGAUGUACAUCUAAUCAAAUGCCAAAUAAAAUGCACCAUGAAGGA
Molecule: messenger RNA, 4217 nt
Organism: Acanthochromis polyacanthus (spiny chromis)
Lineage: Eukaryota; Metazoa; Chordata; Actinopteri; Pomacentridae
Gene: dgcr2
Product: DiGeorge syndrome critical region gene 2
Cellular component (GO): membrane
Molecular function (GO): protein binding
Source: RefSeq, a predicted model, not a curated record